AUGAAUAACUCUGGUGCUAUUGGUUACGAUUCUUUAAAUGAUGUUUAUAAAAUCAUCAUAGCUCCUUUCUUUUAUGGCGCAUGGAAAGUUGAAGUUCUUUCUUUAAAUUCCAACUCAUGGAGGAAGCUUCCUGAUGAUGCCGAAUCUCCUCCGUAUUACAUGGAACAUUUUCGUCCUCAUCGACAACCUGUGUCUAUAAAUGGUGCCAUUUAUUGGAUUGCAGAUGAUCAUUUCUCCUACGAUCGUUUCCCUGUGAUUGUUCGUUUUGAUGUAUGUCAGGAGAAGUUUUUACGUGUGCCAGCACCACCUUGUGACACCAGAAGAAGAAUACAUUGGAUUGGUGAUAUCAACCAGUCGCUUUGUAGGCUUUACUAUGAUAACCAGAGCUGCAUUCAUAUAUGGUCAACACGAAAUGAUUUCAAUUGGGUAAAACUCAUCACUUUUCCCAAGAUCAUUGAACCUAACCCUUGGGCAUUAUCCCUUUAUUAUGCUCCAUUGUGUUUCAAUGAAAAUGGAGAACUACUCAUAAGUGUUCGUGGUGCUGGGUGUUCUUAUGAUCGAAGGCGUGGUUUGGUUGUUUAUGAUACAAAGGAACAAAGUUAUAGAAGAUUUGUUUUGGAGGAAAACACAUGCUGGAUGGAAGAAACUGUGUACAGUGACAGUUUGGUUUUCCCCAAUGAACCCUUAGAUCAGAGAUGUUCUCCUUCUUCUUCGGGUUCCUGA
Lathyrus oleraceus (garden pea) is the source of this 723-nucleotide messenger RNA. RefSeq names its product F-box protein CPR1-like. NCBI's taxonomy places the organism in Eukaryota, Viridiplantae, Streptophyta, Magnoliopsida, Fabales, Fabaceae. Bases 1 to 723 code for a protein of 240 amino acids. The transcript has a single exon. The record is from RefSeq and is a predicted model, not a curated record.